AUGUCCACCGAACCGACCACGCAAAGACCAGGCGCCUCGCCCUCACCACCCCCUCCCGCGCCAGUCCCCUUAACACCAGGCCCGCGCGCCUCCAAACUCCAAGAGAUCUUCGACAAGGCGCUGGCGCGCACGCUGCGCGCAAACUCGUACGCGAAUUUCAGCGGGUGUUUUCCGACGCCGGCGAAACAUGUCCCGGCUAGUUUGGAGAGUGUGUGGAGACAGUUGAAUGCGAAGUUGGAGGAGAGUGCCAAGGCUGAGUUCGAGGAUAUUUUGGCGGAGAGGGAUGCUGUUAGGCAGUUGAAUGAGUUGGAUCGGUUGGUUGGUGAGGCGAGGGUUAGGAAGGAGAGAGGGGUUGGUGGGGAUAGUGUUGCGCCGCAUACGUUGAGUCCGGAGGAAUUGUACAAAGCGCAUUUGUUGCCGCAUUUGAUGGAGACGCAGGCGGAUUUGGAUGCCAAGAUUAAUUCGGUGCAGAAUCAGAAUGCUGAGUUGGCUGGGAAGGUCCAGGCGCAGAGGUCUGAGAUUGAGAGUUUGUUGUCCGGGUUGGAGGCUGUGGUUGCUGAUUUGGAAGGUGCUGCGGCUGCAACGACGCAGUUUACGAGUGAGCAUCAGCUUCGACAAGAAGCUGCGCAGAUGGAUGGAGAGGUUAAGGCUAGAUCCGAGAUCUGA
Molecule: messenger RNA, 666 nt
Organism: Aspergillus luchuensis
Lineage: Eukaryota; Fungi; Ascomycota; Eurotiomycetes; Eurotiales; Aspergillaceae
Product: PMF1/NNF1 family protein
Exons: 2
Coding region: 1-666 (221 amino acids)
Biological process (GO): chromosome segregation
Cellular component (GO): MIS12/MIND type complex
Source: RefSeq, a predicted model, not a curated record